AUGUUACUCCUCCUACAAACGGCUUUCCUCAUGUGGCUCCGUCGGUGUUCCUCCUCCUCCGACAACAUUCGUCCUCCUCCUCCCGACGGCAGUCCUCUUACGGCUCCCGAUGGGGUUCCUCCUCCUCCUCCUCCCAAUGAUCUUCCUCUUGUGGCUUCCGAUGAUCUUCAUCUCAGUUAUAUUCAUUUGUUUGAUUUUGAUCAAAAAUGGCGUCGGAUGCGCAAGGAUGAUCCAAAACUCUCCAUUCUUUUGAGUGGACCAUCUCGCUUGGCGUAUGAAAUGCUAGGGUUGGGAGGCAUUCCCGACGGUGUUCCUCUUGCGGCUCUUGAAGGUGUUUCUCUUGUGGCUCCGAACGGCGUUCUUCUUGCUGCUCCUGUUAGUGUUUCUCUUGCGGCUCCCGACGACGUUACUCGUCCUCCCAACGGCUUUCCUCUUGUGGCUCCCGUCGGUGUUCCUCCUCCUCCCCACGACAUUCGUCCUCCUCCUCCCGACGACAGUCCUCUUACGGCUCCCGAUGGGGUUCCUCCUCAUCCUCCUCCCAAUGAUCUUCCUCUUGUGGCUUCCGAUGAUCUUCAUCUCAGGUGUUCUCUUGUGUCUCCCGUCGGCGUUCCACUUGCUGCUCCUGUCAGUGUUUAUCUUGCGGUUCCCAACGGCGUUACUCCUCCUCCCAACGACUUUCCUCUUGUGGCUCUCCAAAAAUGGCGUCGGAUGCACAAGGAUGAUCCAAAACUCUCCAUUCUGUUGAGUGGACCAUCUCGCUUGGCGGAUGAAAUGCUAGGGUUGGGAGGCACUCCGGCGGGGGUUCCUCUUGCGGCUCUCGAAGUGUUUCUCUUGCGGCUCCCGACAAUGUUACUCCUCCUACAAACGGCUUUCCUCAUGUGGCUCGUCGGUGUUCCUCCUCCUCCCGACAACAUUCGUCCUCCUCCUCCCGACGGCAGUCCUCUUACGGCUCCCGAUGGGGUUCCUCCUCCUCCUCCUCCCAAUGAUCUUCCUCUUGUGGCUUCCGAUGAUCUUCAUCUCAGUUAUAUUCAUUUGUUUGAUUUUGAUGUUGAACCUAUGGAAAUCUAA
Lathyrus oleraceus (garden pea) is the source of this 1068-nucleotide messenger RNA. RefSeq lists its product as uncharacterized. NCBI's taxonomy places the organism in Eukaryota, Viridiplantae, Streptophyta, Magnoliopsida, Fabales, Fabaceae. Bases 1 to 1068 code for a protein of 355 amino acids. The transcript is spliced from 8 exons. The record is from RefSeq and is a predicted model, not a curated record.